UCCAUGUUUCUUAAACGUGAUACCUGAUCGCGAUAGCACUCAUGGCGACUUCAGACGAUGUCCACAUGGGCGAUGCUGCGACUUCUAAACCUAUCAACGCGAACGACUAUACCGAUUUGCUCCAAACGCCGCACACUGACGCGUUCGCGUUCUCAGAAACCGAGCAAUUCGCGCUGCAGCUCUACGACCAACUGCGGGAGCUUGAGCUAGAAAAGAGCCUCCUCGAGGCGCACGUGAAAGAUGUGUCUGACGUUUCAGCACUAUCAGAUGAUGUCUUACACGAGCACCUGAUGGCCGCAGAGCGCGAGGCCAUGGAAGCCAAGGCAAAGUUCGAAAUUCGUAACAAAGUAUCUCAAAACGUACUAAUAAUGGAUCCCGUCCUCAAGGCUGUUCAUGGUGGCCAGCACCACACCGUCGAAAAACGCUUGUUGCCUCUAAUCUCUGAAAACGAUGCCGUGUCCAUGGUCCAUGGUUUGUUGACCACGAAAUUGGCAAACACACAACGUAUCUUGAGCGCUGCUGAGCGAGGCAACAUUGCCACCAACAAAGAGAACCGCAAUCAAUCCAGAACUGUCUUGGAGUUAGCUGAAGAGGCGAAGGCCCAGUCGAUCGAAGACAUUGGCAACCUUUCGCUCCGCGAACAAGUUGGAAAAGCCGAGGCAAACGUCAAAGAAUCCCGAAAACGCACAGCUAUCAUCAAAGGAAUUCUGUCUGCGAUGAUCGUUGGAAGCGGCAUCAAUUGGGCAGCCGACGAAGAGCUACGUGAGCUCGUCAUGGAUGACGAAGAAGCCGGAUGAGACCCGUGUACCAACAAGAUCUUCGAGCAUACCGCUUGCCCCUGAUUCUAAGAUUGAAAGCUGCAAAUGAGGAUGGUAGCAAUAGCUCAUGGACACAACCAUCUGCCGGCACGCGCGGUAUGUGGUGGUCUUCGCUCGAGAUGGGACAUGGAGCUUCAAGUUAUCGAUGGAACGCGACCUUCAAGCAACGGUGCGCUCAAAGCCAGCGGCAUUUUCACCAUCAAGCUAAGGAAAGCUGGCCACAAAUACCCCCGAGCCCAGCCUGCAGCGGCAUGUUAAUGGCCACAGUAUCGGAGGGUGCAAGAAGACUUCAAAGCAUAGGGUAGGGACAGAGGUAGCCUCCCGUAGAUGCCAGCGAUGAAGUUCAGCCGUGUUGUCGC
Messenger RNA from Paraphaeosphaeria sporulosa, 1177 nucleotides. RefSeq lists its product as uncharacterized. Lineage: Eukaryota; Fungi; Ascomycota; Dothideomycetes; Pleosporales; Didymosphaeriaceae. The transcript is spliced from 3 exons. Gene Ontology annotation, biological process: kinetochore assembly. The record is from RefSeq and is a predicted model, not a curated record. Gene Ontology annotation, cellular component: kinetochore. The coding region runs from base 42 to 797 and encodes 251 amino acids.